GAUGAAUGAAAAUGGCGCCUUGAAAUGGUAUAAGUAUGUGCCGUUUCGUUGCUAUUCCAUAGUUCAAACUUCAACUAAAUCAUUUCACCAUACUAUCGAAUAACCAAAUCAUAUACAAUCUAUCCACUAAGCACACAAACACCAAAACCAUGGCUCCCAGGCACUGCACCGAGCCAUGCUUCGUUCCUCCCCACCCAGACCUCCUCGCAAAGGCGAGGACGGAGUCUCUCACCUCCCAGGGAACGGUCGACCAGGCUGUCUUCAAAAAGAAGACUAGCCGACUCUUCAAUGGCGAGCGUAGAAUUCCCGGCAUGAACGAUGGCACCAUUUUCCCUCCGUCGCACUUCAAGGAGCCGACUUCCAUCAUGGCCAUGAGUACAGCUGCUGCUGAAAGGGCCCCGUUGAGAGGCAACAUUAAGGUCGCCAUCAUUCUCGCCGAGUUCCAAGACGUGAAAAUGACUCCUGGUACCAAAGAACGCUUUGAAGAGCUGUGGUUCUCUACUGGCAAGAUUCCCACGGGUUCCGUAACGGAGUACUACAAAGAGGUGUCGAAUGGGCAGGUUUCAUUGACAGGAGAGGUCGUGGGACCCUUUACGCUGAGCCAGAAUAUGGCUUACUAUGCCAAUGGCGAGUAUGGCAGAGGGUGGCCCGAGCCAAACUCACAGACUAUGGCGAAUGAGGUGCUAGACCAUGCGAUUGGGAAUAUCAACUUUGCGCCGUACGACAAUGAUGGAAAUGGCUACGUGGAUGCCUACGUCGUGGUCCACGCCGGCCGCGCGGCCGAUGAAAGUGGCAAUGUCAACGACAUUUGGAGCGUCAAAUGGAAUCUUCCAAAUGAGCGUGAUGUUGACGGUGUGAAGAUAUAUGGUUUCUUGUCCGUUGGCGAAGAGGCGAAAGUCGGCGUCUGCGCACAUGAGAUCGGUCACCUAGUAUUCGGCUGGCCUGAUCUGUACGACACAGACUACAGCUCCAGCGGAAUUGGAAUGUGGUGCUUGAUGUCCUUCGGAAGUUGGGGCGGGGGCGGAUACCGUCCUGUUCAUCCCUCGGCCUGGUGCAAGGCAAACCAAGGCUGGAUUGACACUGUGGUAGAAACCGAAAACCGCGAGAUCACUCUCAAAGAUGUAAAGUCCGGUUUUACCACUCACCGUCUCUGGACGAACGGCAACACCAGCAGCCAGGAAUACUAUCUCAUCGAGAACCGCCAACUCACCGGCUACGACGAGUCGCUUCCGGGAUCUGGUCUCCUCAUCUGGCACAUCGAUGACAAUCUGUGGGGCAAUACCGAUGAAUCCCAUCCCAAAAUCAAACUCGUACAAGCCGAUGGUGCCAAGGACCUCCAACGUGGGUGGAACCAGGGCGACAUGGGAGACGUCUACCCGGGCCUCUCCAAUAACCCUGUAUUUAGUUCGACCUCCACUCCGAACAGCAGGGCCUACUCAGGCGCAGACACGUACGUCUCCGUCACCAACAUCCCGGCCCCUUCGCCAUCCAUGACAUUCAACAUCACCGUCAAGCCCAUCGACCAGCCACCAACAGGAGACUUCGACCCCCAAACCUGGUACCGCCUCAAAAACACCUUCUCCCCGGCCACCCACUCCCUUAGCGUCAUCAACGACAACGGCGCCAAUUCCACCGGCCGCAUCGAAAUGGCCCGCGACGCCAACUUCCCCAGCCAAUUCUGGCAAAUCAAGUCCAACAACGACGGCACGUAUUUCCUGCGCACGCUCCUCCUGGGUCCCACGCGCCAACUCGAUAUCGACGGUAACGAUAAGUCUACUCCCGUGGUGGCGGAUGCGGGGUUCUUUUCGGGUCAGUUCUGGACCAUCAAGCCUUGGGGGGAUGGGACGUGGCAUUUGGAGAAUGCGUUUACGGGGCCCGAGAGGUAUUUGGAUACGAUGGAGGGAGGGCCGAGGGUGGCUAUGAAUAUGGCGAAUGUUGGGAGGCCGACGCAGAGGUGGACGAUUACGCCUAUUCGGGGUAUUACGGAGCCUGGGUUUUAGGUGAGGUGGAAGGGAGAUUGAGGCUGU
Messenger RNA from Westerdykella ornata, 2027 nucleotides. Its product is annotated as M6 metalloprotease. Gene Ontology annotation, molecular function: peptidase activity. NCBI's taxonomy places the organism in Eukaryota, Fungi, Ascomycota, Dothideomycetes, Pleosporales, Sporormiaceae. The coding region runs from base 150 to 2000 and encodes 616 amino acids. The record is from RefSeq and is a predicted model, not a curated record. The transcript is spliced from 6 exons. Gene Ontology annotation, biological process: proteolysis.